AUGGCCAUCAAUACAGACGCCGAGUUUGAGAGGAGUGCGAUGGGCGAGAGCGGCGGCGGCAGCGGAGGAGGAGGAGGAGGAGAAGGAGGCGGCGGCGGCGCGGCGGAAUUCGGAGACACGCAGAAACUUCUCGGCGUCGUCGUGGGCGACGGUAAAGACGGACUCGGGAGCUGUUCCGACUCACGCCGGCCGAGCGUCAAGUCUCUGAAGUCUCUGAGAUCCCUGAACGUAGAGCAGAACAGCUACAAGUCCACAGGGACCGGAAGUGUGCAGUCCCUGCCGCGCUCUCCCGCACCGGAGCGCACCGAGCCCGAGCCACGCAGCUACAUGUGGCUCGCGCUCUUCUCCUGCUUCUGUCCCGCACUGCCGCUCAACGCCAUCGCGCUGUACUUCUCCCACGCGUCCCACUCCAUGACCCAGGCUAAUGAUUAUGAUGGCGCUAGAAGACUGGGCCGGCGUUCGCUGCUCUUCAGUGUCCUGGCCAUUGCUGUGGGUCUGAGUAUAAUCCUUUAUCUAGCGAUCACAGGUAAAUACACAAACGCACGAUCAUGCAAAUCCACACCAAUAACGCAUACCACCUCCAUCUACCACAUAUCUCUAUUGCCCUUUCUCUUUCUGUGUUCCCUAGAGAGCUGAUGUGGUGGACUCUAGAACACCUUUAUGUCACGGACGAUCGGCCGGGUGUGGUGGCACGUCCUUCUGAGGGCGUGAACAGCGUCCUUGAGAUCUGAAAGGUCUACAAUAUCUUGCACUACAAUUACAAAAUACAUGUUAUGCCUUAUCGUAUCUCGGGCAAGUAUGGAUUUCUCGUGCAUGCUUCGUCUCCGUCCUCCGAGAUAGCAGACAACGUCUGCGUGGGGCGUGUCUUAUUUGACGGGCGCGGCCAAAUAAACUGUCAUGAGCUGAAAUCUGCCAAUAAAGCUUGAAAAGCAGAGCAAAAAAACAUAUAUAUAUAUAAUAUGCACAGUAAUUCUAUGGACUAGAAGCAUUUCUAUGAAUUCUAUAGAUUUUCGUAACUGUUUAAAUUCAAAUUUAGGCGUGUUAUUUGUUUUUUAAUCCUCAUAAAAGUUACAUUUGGAAAAGGAAAAAAAAACAGUCUAUGCUCUGUGUGGUUAAAGUAUGCAUAAUUACAAUAAUUUAUUUAAUAAUCUAUAACCAUAUAUAAUCAUCACAGUCUGCUGCUAUGGAUUUCAUUGGUAUUUGCUUCUUUUGUUCAACACACCUGCUGGAUUAAGAGAUCAUUUCUUCUUCUUCUUCUUCUUCUUCUUUUAAACUCUGACAAGCACAGUGUUUAUGACAAAUCACCAACUGAGCCACGGGUGAGGCUUAUUUUUUAAAUGUGUUUAAUAUGGUUUUAUGGGGAAAAUAAGCGAUAGGAAGGUGGCUGGUCCGCAUCCUGUGCCAUUUACGCGAUGCUUCUAUGUUUAAAAAAAAACAAAUAAAAAUCUCGAGUCCUUUGUAGAUUUUUUUCAUCGUAAUACAUGCAAAUGAGGUGUCAACAUUGUACGAAGCAUCAGAUCGAUUGAGACAUGUUUGAUUUCCAUGCAUUUCCAAGCACAUUUCUUGCACGUCUUCAAAAUAAACAUGCCUGGUUAAUCGACGUGUGUUUAUUUGAAUUGUGCUUCAUGAAUCUAGAUCGCAAUCCCAUAACCCCAAGUGCUACUCUAAAAUAAGAUCCUACUGACAUACGUAUCCAUUAAAAUGAUGGGGAAAAAUGUCGAAACGUUCCUAAAAUCGACACCGUUGUAUUCUCAGCUCGUACGAUUUUACCUUAAAAAAAGAAAACCUGCGCAGAAUCCUGUCGGAUGUGUUCCGCGUGUGAGCUUGGGUGAGGGAAAAUCAGGUGAAAAGUCAUCCAGGACUGAGAAACCCAGAGAUCAGAGGAGACAGAGACAGAGGCGAGUCCGGUAAUCGAUACGCUCUCUCUGUAAGUGCACUACUUUCAUAUGUCUGUGCAUUUAGUCAUUACCAGCUUCCAUGUGCAUUUAGUCAUUACCAGCUACAAAGCCAGCAAGGCAUGGAUGGCUAAGGCAGGCUUUCCCAUCAGAAACUAGAGCUGUCUUGUUCUCGUGCCGCACGAUUAUCACAUAAAAUAUCUUUCGACUGAGUGGUUAAACCAAUGAAAGAGCAUGCAGAGGAAACGCAAGCUCGUAAUACAACCAGUAAAGAAUAUAUUAUUAAUUAUUACACACAGUAUAUUGUUAGAAUGCUAUUAUCAUCGUGGAAGGCUUGCUGGUAGGUUUUCAGGUAUCAGUAUCAAUCACCGAUCAUCAUCAAGAAAGGGUUUUUGGAUUAUACAAGGUCUGCGUGUAUGCACUUAGAAAUGAUCUCCUGAACUUUUAUCUUGUUGCCCUGUGAACAUUUCUCAUGAUGGAGCGAAGGUCAUGUAGCAGGUUCCUGUAGGCCCUAAAACCACAGAACCGCCCGCUGAAGGUUUUAGAGCUACUAAAAUCCAUAAAGAAUCUUGAUUUUCUUUAAUGCGUAUGUGGGUGUUCGUAAGCGGAGAUAACGAUAAAAGCACACACCUUGGUAUAAAAGGCUUUGCUGAUGGAGGACCAUAGACUGGUAUUAAUAGCUGGAUGUACAGUACGUUUCUAAUCCAGUGUCAGAUCUUUGUACAUCAGUUAUUUAUUUUAAAAAAUAAUAAUAAUAAUAAUUACAUACUAGUAAUGUUUAUGUGGAGACCCUUUAUGGUCUUUAACACAUUCUCGGGAGCGGUGUUAAAUCUGCUACUGAUGACUACAAGGAUUUUACAUUUCUCGAGUGCUGUGGUCUGACAUGGUGUUCCCCAGCUAUUCUCUUCCAUGCGCCUCUCAACCAUCUACCAAACGUAUUCUGAUACAACUAAUAUAUGAUCUUUUAAAGAGCGCAGAGACUCUGUAGAGAGAAACUGUACACAGUUAUGGACGUUAUACGGACUGUUAUAUCUAUUAUAAUGAUUGCGCCUAUUGUAUGAAGCGUUUACGCAACAGCGGUGUGCGAUUGUCGGUUUUGUCGUGGCAGGACGACAUUAAUAACAACGUAACUUCAAACAAAAUUAAGCUGAGAGGCUAUCACGCUUGACUUCGCUAUCAUGUAAUGAAGUUUUAGAGAAACCCAUAAUCAU
Messenger RNA from Ictalurus furcatus (blue catfish), 3106 nucleotides. RefSeq names its product trafficking regulator of GLUT4 (SLC2A4) 1b (gene trarg1b). NCBI's taxonomy places the organism in Eukaryota, Metazoa, Chordata, Actinopteri, Siluriformes, Ictaluridae. The record is from RefSeq and is a predicted model, not a curated record. The transcript is spliced from 2 exons. Gene Ontology annotation, cellular component: membrane. Bases 1 to 636 code for a protein of 211 amino acids.